AUGUUUUGGAUUAUUAAGUAUUCUUUACUUUUUUUAAUUAUGUAUAUAUCUAGAAUUAAAUAGAUGUGGAGUAACUAUAAUAAGGGAUAGAGAAUUAAUUGAUAAUGAAUUGGAAUAUCAUAAAUAAAUUAAUUAUGGAUUAUGGAUAAUCCUAAUUCCUUUCUUGUAAUUAAAUUAUUGAAUUUAGAGCUUUGUUGUUACCAAUCUUUACUUAUAAAACAAGAACUGACAAUAAUGGACAAAUGUUAAAGAGUUCAUAUCUUAAUAAAGUAGAAAUCUUGAAACAACAUAAAAAUAAAAAUUACAAUUAAGAUCACCAAGUAAGUAAAAAGGAAGAAUUUGUUUAAACAGAUUUUGAUACAUAUUACAAUUAUGUGAUGGUUACAUAAGAUAAUAAAGGAGAUUUAAAAGAAGUAGGUUAAGAUCAAAUCUAAGCAGAUAUCAAUUAAAAUAUAUUAACUGAUCAUUUUUAGGAUAAUAAAUAUUACUAAUUAGAGAAUACUUAGCAGUUUCUUUUAUAAUAAAAUGAUAAAUAGAAUAAUGAUUUAGUCUUAAAUAGUUUAAGUUAUAUCUCCCAUAAUAAUUGUUAUGAUACAGAAAGAAAGUCCAUAACUUUAAAUUCCAAAAUCUUUCAUACUUAUUCUAAUAGUUAUUAAAUGAAAGAUUUGAAUCAAACUUAAGAAAAGAGGCUAGAAUCAUAUUUAUAAUUAUCAAAAAUAUUAUAAAUUAUUGAUGCAGUCCCAUUGAUUGUAUUGAAGUAAUAUGAAGAAUUCAUGAUUAAUAACAGAAAAGAAAGAAGAAAUUUAAUUUACAAAGAUUUGAAUACAUUAACAGAUACAGAUGCCUAGAAUUAUAUUGAAUUACUUAAAAUAUUAUUUACAUUUCAUGAAAAUUUGAUUAGAAAAGGUUAAAAAUAUUAUAUCAUAAAAAAUAAAAUGAACUAUAAACACUUUAUUAAAUCAUUUAAUAAUUAUUUAUUAGAUCCUAUGACUUCAAAUGAAAUUUUAAGUCACUAAAGAUUUGCUCUUCAAUAGUUAAAAUUUUCCUUACAUAAACGUUAAGUGCUAUUGUAAUAUUAAGUCUUAGAGAUCUAUUAAAUUCUAAUUAAUUUAAUGAAUAAUCCUAAUGAAAUACUUAACAAAAUAUUUGCUUAAUUUAAUAAUUAGUCAGAAUCAGUCUAUUUAUAUUCAAUACUAUAAUAUUAUUUGGAAGAUUAUGUAUAUUAUCAAUAGAAAAUAGAAGAUGAAGACUUUCAAAGAUACUUAAGUAAAUAUUCUCUAUUAUUUUAGAAAUCUAUUAUAAUUGUAAUGAAAUAAUCAAUAUGUAAUAUAGUCUCGACGAAGGGAUAAAUCAAUAUAUAUAUUAAAAAUAAAGACUACUAAAUUAAAAUUGA
This is a messenger RNA of Paramecium pentaurelia, 1393 nucleotides long. Lineage: Eukaryota; Ciliophora; Oligohymenophorea; Peniculida; Parameciidae. The record is from the annotation of a GenBank genome assembly.